Cyprinus carpio (common carp) is the source of this 1530-nucleotide messenger RNA. Its product is annotated as cathepsin B. Gene Ontology annotation, biological process: regulation of catalytic activity. Gene Ontology annotation, cellular component: lysosome. The record is from RefSeq and is a predicted model, not a curated record. NCBI's taxonomy places the organism in Eukaryota, Metazoa, Chordata, Actinopteri, Cypriniformes, Cyprinidae. Gene Ontology annotation, molecular function: cysteine-type endopeptidase activity.
CAUAAGACCCCAAGCGCACAUGACUUUUCACGUGAUCCGUCGUUGCUUUAUAAAGCCAUCAGCGUGCUCUUCUAAUGUUGUUUAUUGCCGCUCAGUGGAACUUUUGGGGAGUGAGACGCACAUUUCAAAUAAAACACGGCCAGCAGACCAAAGACAGAAUGUGGCGGCUGGCUUUCCUGUGUGUGAUCUCAGCCCUUUCAGUUAGCUGGGCUCGUCCUCGAUUUGCUCCUCUGUCCCGUGAGAUGGUCAAUUUCAUCAAUAAAGCAAACACUACUUGGAAGGCUGGACACAACUUCCAUGAUGUGGACUACAGCUAUGUGAAGCGGCUGUGUGGUACUUUACUGAAAGGACCCAGACUCCCUGUCAUGGUACAGUAUGCUGAUGACUUAAAGCUUCCCACUAACUUUGAUGCCAGAGAGCAGUGGCCCAACUGCCCCACUCUUAAAGAGAUCAGAGACCAGGGUUCUUGCGGCUCAUGCUGGGCAUUUGGGGCUGCUGAAGCCAUAUCUGACAGAGUAUGCAUCCACAGCAAUGCCAAAGUGAGUGUGGAGAUCUCCGCUCAGGACCUGCUUACCUGCUGUGACGGCUGUGGUAUGGGAUGUAAUGGUGGAUACCCUUCUGCUGCUUGGGACUUCUGGAGCUCAGAUGGUCUGGUCACCGGUGGCCUGUAUAACUCUCAUAUUGGCUGUCGUCCAUACACUAUUGAACCCUGUGAGCAUCAUGUGAAUGGCAGUCGCCCUCCUUGUACCGGAGAGGGUGGAGAUACUCCUAACUGUGAUAUGUCCUGUGAGCCUGGCUACAGCCCCUCUUACAAGCAGGACAAACACUUUGGAAAGACGUCCUAUAGUGUCCCAUCUAAUCAGAAGGACAUUAUGAAAGAGCUCUACAAGAAUGGCCCAGUAGAGGGAGCUUUCACUGUCUAUGAGGACUUCCUGUCAUAUAAAUCUGGUGUAUAUCAGCAUGUGAGUGGACCUGCACUAGGUGGUCAUGCCAUUAAGAUCCUGGGCUGGGGAGAAGAGAAUGGUGUCCCCUACUGGCUUGCUGCUAACUCCUGGAACACUGACUGGGGUGAUAAUGGAUAUUUCAAGAUUCUCCGAGGUGAGGACCACUGUGGCAUUGAAUCUGAAAUUGUGGCUGGAAUCCCACAGUAACCACCAAAAAACAAGGAGGGCUGAAAUGAGCACCCUGUUCAAAACGCAGACACUUAAUGUCUCCAACUUAAGCUGACUGUCAUCCCUUAUGGCCAUGUUACAUUGUUAAUCAGUGGAUUUUAUAUGAAAGUCUUUAGAUAGGGAUCAGGUACGUUUCAGAAUGGGUGUGACCUUUAUGUACCUCAAUGUUAACUAGUCCAGGUCAUUGGUGUCAGUUUUAGACCAGAGUCUAAAAUUUCAGCACAACUUGAUGCCUCAGCCAACUUUACUCAAUGUUUUUACUUUUUUAAAUGAGCUUAUCUAGGUUGUAUGGUUUUUACUUUUAUUUUGGUUUAACUUUUAAUGCACUGUCUAAAAUGUAAUAAAUAUUAAAACCAAA